CAUAUAAGAAACCUCAUCACGUUUCUCAUCUACUUGUUCGUUUUCUAUUCAUUUUUCCUUGUCUCUGAUAGGCACAGAGAUUCUAUAUAUCUGGAUAUAUUCAAUCCAAGCAAAAUACAGAACAACCCUUCCAGACUUAAGAGCUGCUUAAACUGAGCUAGAAUUUGUUAACGAUGAAGUUCGGGAAAGAAUUCAAGUCUCAAAUGGUGCCAGAAUGGCAAGAAGCAUACAUGAAUUAUGAUUAUCUGAAAACCCUUUUAAAAGAUAUUCAAGAUUUUAAUCAUAAACAUAAGCCUCAUCAUCCUUCAACCCUGAAACGAACUAUGACUCUGUACAGAUCUUUCAGUGGUCUUACUAGUCUUAGCAGAAGAUUCAGUAAUUUAAGAAGUCCUAGUGUUAAAGUAUCAGGAGGAGGAGGAGGAGAAGCUGGUGGUGGUGGUGAUAUUGAAGAUCAAGUCAUACUAGUUACUGCUGUUGAUCAUAAUCAGCAAAAUCAUGAUCAUCAUUAUGAAACCAAGUUUUUGAAGUCAUCUGAUGUUGGAGCUGAGUAUGAACUUGUGUAUUUCAGAAGAUUAGAUGAUGAAUUCAACAAAGUGAACAAGUUUUACAAGAGCAAAGUUGAGGAAGUUAUGAAAGAAGCUGAUUUGUUGAACAAACAAAUGGAUGCUCUGAUUGCUUUCAGGAUUAAGGUUGAGAAUCCUGAUGGAACUAAUCAUCAUUUCGUAAAUUGGUCGGUAGAGAUGAAUGAACUUGCUUCUGGUGUCGCUGCUUCUGCUGCUGCUGUUUCACUUACUUCACCUAGAGUUGCUUCUCCGGCUACUGCUAUUCCUUCUCCGACUGGUACUGCUAGAUCAAACAGCAGAUCAUCAAAUGUAUCCAAAGAAGCAAUGCCACAUAUGGAUGCUAUUAAAGAGACUGACCAACCUGAGGAGUCUGCGGAUGAUUCUGCACGCGGUGGCAGCCGAUUCACUGAUUCACCUAGUGCGGAUGCAGGCAGCGAAAUGAAAGAAAAGAAGAUGAACGUUAGUAGACCAGCUUCAUUAGACGUUCUUAAUCGUGUGACCAUUAACAAUACACUUGAUACACCACGAUCAACCAUAAAGGGAAUGCUUAAAGUUAAUAAAAACAACGAAAUUACUUAUGGAAGAGAGAACCUACAGAAAGUUGAACAGCAACUUCAACGAGCUUUUGUCGAGUUCUAUUCAAAACUUCGGCUUUUGAAGAGUUUCAGCUUUUUGAAUGUCUUGGCAUUUUCAAAGAUCAUGAAGAAGUAUGACAAGAUCGCUUCAAGAAACGCAUCAAAAUCUUACUUGCACAUGGUGGAUAACUCCUACAUUGGCAGUUUUGACGGGGUUACUAGGCUUAUGGAGAGAGUGGAAGCUACAUUUAUCAAGCACUUCACAAAUGCGAAUCGCAGCAAAGGCAUACGAAUUCUGAGACCAGCUGCAAAGAGAGAAAGGCAUAGAACUACAUUUUCCCUGGGUUUCUUUUCCGGGUGCGCUUUAGCUCUCUUGGCAUCUCUUAUAUUGAUUGUGCGUGCUCGGAACAUAUUAGGGACGGAAGGGAGUACGCAGUACAUGGAAACUUUGUUUCCCCUUUACAGUUUAUUUGGAUUCAUUGUCCUUCAUAUGCUCAUGUACGCAAUGAAUAUCUACGUCUGGAGGCGUUAUCGGGUGAAUUAUCCGUUCAUAUUUGGAUUUAAGCAAGGAACUGAAUUGGGUUAUAGGGAAGUCUUCCUCAUAAGCUCAGCUCUAGCAACACUUGCACUGGCAAGUGUACUGGCAAACUUAGAUAUGGAAAUGGACAAGAACACCAAAGAUUUCAAGACCCUAACGGAAUUAGUCCCGCUUCUGUUAGUCCUUUUUGUUAUUGCAGUAACAGUUUGCCCCUUCAAUAUCGUAUACCGUUCAAGUCGAUAUUUCUUACUCGUUUGUUUGUUCCAUUGUAUUUGUGCUCCCUUUUACAAGGUUCUCCUACCUGAUUUUUUCUUGGCAGAUCAGUUAACUAGCCAGGUCCAGGCCAUAAGGAGUAUGGAAUACUAUAUCUGCUACUAUGGUGGGGGAGGUUUCAAAUCCAGGGACAGCUCUUGCAAGAAGAGCGACGUCUUUAAAGUUUUCAACUUCAUCGUAGCGUCAAUACCAUAUGUGUUCCGUUUAUUUCAGUGCCUGCGCCGUUUAUUUGAGGAGAAGGACGCAAUGCAAGGAUAUAAUGCUGUAAAGUACUUCUCAACAAUCGUUGCUGUAGCCAUUAGAGCAGCUCAUAAGUUGAAUAACACGACGGCAUGGUUCACGCUGGCAGUACUGAGUUCAGUAAUUUCAGCUCUUAUUAGCACUUACUGGGAUCUUGUUCUAGAUUGGGGACUUUUCCAGAAGAACUCCAAGAAUCGGUAUUUGCGUGAUAAACUUCUUAUCCCACAACAAAACGUGUACUUCGGAGCCAUCGCACUCAAUAUCUUGCUUCGAUUCGCCUGGUUGCAAACUGUAUUCAAUUUUAAACUUCCUUUUCUACAUAUGGAAGCUAUGGUCACCAUCUUUGCUUGUUUAGAGAUCAUUCGGCGCGGGAUAUGGAAUUUCUUCAGGCUAGAGAAUGAGCAUUUGAACAAUGUGGGCAAGUAUAGGGCAUUCAAAUCAGUACCACUGCCUUUCAACUAUGAUGAGAACGAUGACGAUAAAGAUGAGUAAGAUUCUCCAUCAAGAUGCGGACGGAAAAUAUGAUUCACGGGGAAAUGAACUGGCCAUACAUGAUAAUGCUUGCAGGGAAACCUUGGAAAGCCGUUGAUUUUGCAAUAUGUCAGAUACACAAGCCAUUCAUUGUCUAUUGUCUAUUGUUGUCAAUAAAUGUAGUUUUGAUUGUAAAUUAGUACUAGUACAUUUCUGUAGCAUUAGAAAUAGUUGGGAGUCACGCUGGGAAGAGCGAGCGAAAGCUGCAAACUCGCUCGGCCUGCUUUGCAAUUGUAAUUUGUUUGUACAAGUUCUAUUUAUAUACACGUACAAACUAAACUCUUCC
Messenger RNA from Papaver somniferum (opium poppy), 3006 nucleotides. Its product is annotated as phosphate transporter PHO1 homolog 3-like. Gene Ontology annotation, biological process: phosphate ion transport; cellular response to phosphate starvation. The record is from RefSeq and is a predicted model, not a curated record. Gene Ontology annotation, cellular component: plasma membrane; cytoplasm; trans-Golgi network. Gene Ontology annotation, molecular function: inositol hexakisphosphate binding. The transcript has 10 exons. Lineage: Eukaryota; Viridiplantae; Streptophyta; Magnoliopsida; Ranunculales; Papaveraceae. The coding region runs from base 174 to 2681 and encodes 835 amino acids.